Molecule: messenger RNA, 2433 nt
Organism: Apodemus sylvaticus (European woodmouse)
Lineage: Eukaryota; Metazoa; Chordata; Mammalia; Rodentia; Muridae
Product: myeloid cell surface antigen CD33-like
Biological process (GO): cell adhesion
Cellular component (GO): plasma membrane
Molecular function (GO): sialic acid binding
Source: RefSeq, a predicted model, not a curated record
GAUCUGGGCCACCUGCAGUCCCUAGUUCCUCUUCUGUGAGCUGAAGUCUGUUGAUUCUCUGCUGCUUUCCCAGUUCCUAUAAGUGAGCCCUCCAGUUUGCUCACUCACAGGAGUCCAGGCCAUCUGCUGGGAUGCUGCUGCCCCAACUGCUUCCCUUGCUCUGGGUGAUUAAGUGGGCAUCUGGAGACUGCAUUACUCUCCCUAGAGAGUUCAGAGGUACGUAUCCAUUCCUGACAAUGGAGUAUCCGUCACUGAGUUACGAGUUACAGUCUGUGACGGUGCAGGAGGGUCUGUGCGUCCUUGUGCCCUGCACAGUCACUGAGUACCCCAUGAACUCAGACCUUGUCUUUGGGUACUGGUUCCAUGAAGGAGAGAAUACAGACCGUGACUCUCCGGUGGCUACAAACAACCCAAGUCAACUAGUGCAGAAGGAGACGCAGAGCAGAUUCCACCUCUCUGGGUACCUGAGGUUAAAUCACUGCUCCUUGGACAUCAGAGAUGCACAGAAGGGUGACAACGGGUCUUACUUCUUCAGACUGGAAAAAGAAGGUGUAAAGUGGAAUUUCUGUGAGGAUAGGAUCUUUGUGCAUGUGACAGCCCUCACUCACACCCCCAACAUCAGCAUCCCACAGACACUGGAGCUUGGUCGUCCUACCGAUGUGAUGUGCUCUGUGCCCUGGGCGUGUGAACGGGGAACACCCCCCAUCUUCUCCUGGAUGUCAGCUGCCCUCAUAUCCCUGGGCCCGACGACCGCCUUCUCCUCAGUGCUGACCCUCACUCCCAGGCUCCAGGACCAUGGAACCAACCUCACCUGUCAGGUGACCUUCCCUGGAGCUGGUGUGACUGUUCGAAACACUGUCCAGAUCAAUGUCAUCUAUACUCCACAGAACUCCACAAUCCAUGUCUCUGGAAGAGCUGGCCCAGGGAAAUCAGGGCCCCUGGCAGAGGUGGUGCAGGUAGCCAUGGGAGAAGCAGCACUCAAAUUCCUGCUUCUUGGGAUCUGCUUCUUAUUCCUCAGCAUGGGACCCCAUAAGAAGAGAGUGAGGAGACCAGCAAUAUACACGGUUCAUGCAGACACUGUCAUGGAUUAGUCUCUCAGGUUGUGGAGAUAGCUGGCAUUACACCCUGGAUCUGCCACACCCAGUUCAAGAGAGUCAGGGAUGAUGAUGCCCACUGAACAGACUCCAGACUGUGGACCUAUUGAAAUUACAUUUUCAUCUUGCUCCUCUGCUCUCUGCCCCUCUACAUCCUCUUAAGUCUUGUGUUUUAUUCUAUGGGUAUGAAUAUAGGGUUAUGGUCCUAUACCCACAGCCCUCAGGCCUGGAACUAGGAACUGAGAAAGAUGGAUACAGGGAGGGUAUUAACUAGUGUGACUAUAGGCCACCAACCCAUAAUCAUCUUGACCUCUGCUCACGGAUGCCCACUUUAAGUGUUUGGUUGUACUGGAAAAAAACAAAGAUAUGGGAGUUUAUCUUUUGAGGUAGAAAUACAGAGUUUAACAUCCUAUGCACACUCCCUAGUUACCAGGAACAAGAGAUAUCUGUGGCAAAAAUUGGGGUGAUGAGACUAAGGCUCAUAACAUUUCCUUUAUAAAAGAUUUUAGCCUUUGGAAAACCUGGGAAAAUCAGACUCUAUGCCACAGGAAGGGACAGAAUCUAUCAAGGGAUAGAGUUAACCAUUCCCAGGCAGAAAUCAGCUAAGUCUGCUGGUUAUCCUUGGGCAUCCAGCCCUCAAACUUCAUAGGAUAAGAACGAACAAGAUUGUCAUCCCAUUGACUGACCAAACUCUCUGUGACUGGGGCAGCCCAAAUUAACAUUAGAGAAUUUACAAGAGACUAAAAUUUGUCUACUGGGGCAGCCCAAAUUAACAUUAGAGAAUUUACAAGAAACUAAAUUUUGUCUAAUACUCAAAUCCUUCAGUCUGCACACUUUCCCUUAUUCUGAUGCCUGCUCUUCUGCCUUGUGGGUUAACACAUCUGGAAAACAGCAAUAUGACUGAGACUACUUGGUGAGAAUGGACUAAUGGUUUGACAGAAAGUUCUUCUUCUGAUGUUUUCCAAACUAAAUAGACAGAUUGAUCAGGACUUAGAGGUAUUAAAAGCUUCUGUUUCUGAAUUAAAACAACAGUUAAAUUCCCUUGCAGAAAUGUCCCCCAAAGGUGAAGAGGCUUAGACUUAAUUCUCCUGAGAUAAAGAAAACUAUGUACGGAUUUGGAAAAAAAAAUCUGUUAUCUCUAUGCUAAUUAAUCAAGAGCAAUUAGAAAAAAAAUCCUUGUCGUGGUUAAAAAAAUAAAACAAAACUCAGUACUCAAGAGGCAAAGGCAGGCAGAUCUCUGUGAGUUUGAGGUCAGCCAGAUCUACAGAGUGAGGUCCAGGACAAAAAUAAAGAAAGAAAAACAAAAAGAGAAAGAAUGAAAGAAAGGAGAAAGAAAGAA